Aureobasidium vineae is the source of this 1194-nucleotide messenger RNA. The record is from the annotation of a GenBank genome assembly. Lineage: Eukaryota; Fungi; Ascomycota; Dothideomycetes; Dothideales; Saccotheciaceae.
AUGACUACAGCACAAGACGAAUACAACGAGCUCUUCCGCGACAAGUCACGCAGAACCCACCACCCUGAAGACGACAACGAGUCUAUUCCUUCAGAGAACGACGACCUCUUAUCCGACUUUGACGACGAACCUUCAGCUCUACCCAACCUGCCCUCAAGAGACCAUGUUCCGCGAAACAAGUCAUAUUCGAACACAGGCCCCAAGGGUGUUAUCGCCGAUGCCCAAGCCUUCGAAGCCGCGCGCAGGGAACGCAAUUCGUCGCCAAAAGCAGCCACACAAAACUACGCAUACACACCAAAUGUCGCCAGACUGAGUCUGGACGGUCGCAGCAAAGGCAGUCAAAGCGGAAGCGAUAUUGAGAGCGAAGACGAGUUCAUGGCCGAGUGGCGGCAAAAGAGAUUGAAUCAGCUGUCUGCGAACGGACGCCAGGCAAGCAACAGUAUUGGCCAACCGAGAAGUCGCGCAACCUAUGGAGGUCUUGUGUCGGUCGAUGGUGAGGGUUACCUGGAUGCCGUGGACCGUAGUCCUUCAAAUACUGUCGUUGUUGUCUUCAUCUACGACGAUUCGUCAGAGGUCAGCUACAUGGUCGAAGAUUGCAUGCGCCAACUGGCCCGCAAGCACAAGACAACGCGCUUUGUCAAGAUGCAUUAUCUUGAUGCCGAGAUGGAACCUGCUGGUGUGCCCGCUGUCCUGGCAUAUCGUGGCGGCGACAAGUUCGCAGGUCUCGUUCCUGUUGUCGACGAGAUCCCUGAUGAUGCCGACCUCAGUGCCAUCACUCUCGAGAACCUGUUCCAAAAGUAUGUUUCACAUGACUGGCUUUUCUUUCUAUUCUUGGCUAACCUUUCUUUCCUACAGACACCAGAUCCUAUGAUGACACAGAUCUCAUCAAGCCCGCUCAAUCAUGCACUCCUCAGUUACAGAAAAAUCCACCACAGUUUGAUGUCUCGAGGCUUUCCAUGGAGUUGUACGAUCAAGUUAGAUAUCACUUUUCUUUUGCAUGGGUUCUGGCGCUUUCUGGGCAUAUGUUUAUACCACCACCCAUCGUCUUCAAUAUGCGCCUUAGAUUCAAGGACUGUACAUAUGUUUGUGUACCACAGCUUAGACUUGGUGCUCGCUACUUCCAUGACUGGUCGGGUCGAGAGACUCUCAUAUCAUCCUCACUUUCGUGACGAGAGACGUCUCGGUCCGUGGUAG